AUGAAAUCCACGGAGAGGCAUGGCAUCGAUAUGUCGGUGCCUGGUCAGGUCCCACUUCCUGCGGAGGAGUUGCACAACGCCAGCCAGAGCCAGGAGGCGCACUCCACGCCCAGGCUGCUGGAAAGUGAGCUUUCUCCUUCCGAACAUGCCCUUGUCCACAGGACGGGAGCGCAGGCCACUGAGGACAGCCGCAAUAGUCGGCAGGAGACUUCUCAGACACAGGCACCGCCGAAUUCCCCAUCAUCGCCGAAGUCGCCCAGAAUGGAUAAAGUGGAUUCCAACGUUUGGGGGACCGCAAGGCCGCCACUGAUGAAGGACAAGCCGCCGGGUUUGACGUUGGGCCAGUCAGGCGUCAGAGGCAACAGCGACGAUUCGAGAGAGCUGGACAUGGUGCUGUCAUCAGAGCUGGGUCCACUGAAUGGCUGGGAAUACGAUGUUCGGUGGUUAUGCCGAACUCUUUGCCGAGACUGGCGCUUCCAAACUCUCACCACGAUCUUGACUGUGUCGGCCCUGCUCGGCGACGACGCGCGGCUUUUGCUCACCAGCAAAGAGGCGGACAACUUCUUCAAUGUUCUCAUCGUCAUGGCCUUCAUCGUCUUUGCGGUGGAGAUUGUCGCCGCCUCUCUGGGCAUCCGCGGCUACUUCAACAGCUUCUUCUUCUACCUGGACUUCAUAGCGACUGCCACCAUGUUGCUGGAUCUCACCUGGUUCGGGGAGACGCUCUACUGCAAGGAUCACGCGGAUCUCAGUCGCCCCGUGGCCCAGACCAGCUUCGAGGGCCUCCUGGCGAGUCUCACAGACACGCGGGCCAGCCGCACGGUGCGGAUCCUGCGUCUGGUUCGCCUUGGCAAGCUUUACAAGUUCUAUCAGCGCAGUGCAGACCCGCGGGCGGAGCCCAUGUCUGCUAUACCAGCGUCUCCAGGAAGUCCACUGGCAUGUGAUUCACCACAGGAUUGGGAUCUCAACAGCGACCCUGGAAAAGAUGACAAGGCACAGGAAGAAACGGGCACACGAGUUGGCAAGAAGCUCUCCGACAUGACCUCCCGCCGGGUCAUCGUCCUUGUGUUGGUGAUGCUUUUCUGCUCCUUCUUCUUCACUGCGGAGAGCUGGGGCAAUGAGUUUAUGCUUUCUGGAGAGUUGGGGGCAGGUCUGGUUUACGAGCGGUUUCGAUCGUGGUGCUCUACUUCUGACGCUGGCUUUCCCUGGUGCCUUCGCGCAGUCUCGCCCGAGAGUGCCGAAAGGCGGGAAGAGAGGGCGUGGUACGAGCAGUACAUGCUGACAUUUAUCCGCAGUCACUUAAGUGGACCGUUUUCAUGGCGCCUGUAUUGGGUUGGCCUUGGGUCUGACAACAUGGUCCGGUACAACGAUAGCUCAGAAGAGUUCCUGGGUACCUUGGCGCAGCUCAAUCAAGCUCGGUGGCUUGGUGCCACUUUGCCCAAGGACGAGCUGUGGAAAUGGGACCGUCAGUACGCUGGUCCAGAGCCCAUCCCAGCAGAGGUGAAGCGGAGGCUGGCAGAACCCUGGAGGGAGCAGUGCAUGGGCUUUGUGGGGGUCCCGCUGUCCCUGGACAGCGAUACUCACGGACUGUCCGUGGCCUGUUCGGUCACAGACCAGCUGCGCUGCAACGAGGUCCACUAUGAGAUACCGAUGCUGACCACCGCAGUGGAAGCAAGCAACGUCAAUAUGCUUUUUGUCUUCGACACCCGGCCUCUGGUUCAAGCAGCAGCCGGUCUCAGCAUGUUGCAGACCUUCUUCAUUUGCGCGGCCUUGGCCGUGGGGGCACUCUCCUUCGCCAAAGACGCCAACCGGUUUUUGUUGGGCCCAUUGGAGCGCAUCCUCGUGAAACUGGAGGCCAUCAGAAAGAACCCUUUGCACGCCAUGAAGCUUGGUGACAUUGAGUACAGGGAACAAGAACAAGAAGAAGACGAAGGAGAGAGGCGCAGUUGCUGCAAGAGGGAGGCAAGUGCGUUGGAAACCUUGGAGACGGCCAUCUUGGAAAGGACUUUGAUCAAGCUCGGAGGCCUCCUUGCCCUGGGCUUUGGCGAGGCGGGCGCCGAGAUCAUUGUGCACAACAUGCAGGGCGGCACCUCCGCGGAGCUGAACGCCAUGGUUCCAGGCCAAGAAGUCGAAGCGGUCUUCGGGUUCUGCAGCAUCCGCAACUUUGGAGACGCCACCGAAGUCCUGAAGGAGAAGGUGAUGGUCUUCGUGAACCAGGUGAGUGAAAUUGUGCAUGGUAUUUGUGACACCUACCAUGGCUCACCCAACAAGAUCAUUGGCGGCAACUCAUUUCUGGUUGUAUGGCGCAUGCGGGGGAAAGACCCAGAGGUGAGGACCAAGAUGGCUGACAUGGCACUGAUGUCCUUCGUAUGCAUCACCAUCGAAGUGCAGAAGUCCAACACGCUGGCAGUUUAUCGAUCACAUCCGGGAUUGCAGCAGCGAUUUCCCGACUUUCGGGUGACUCUUGGCUUUGGCUUGCAUUGCGGCUGGGCGAUCGAAGGGGCCAUAGGCAGCGAGUACAAGAUCGAUGCUUCCUACCUGUCACCGAAUGUGAACGUAGCGUCCCAGCUGGAAGCAGCUUCUGGACAACUAGGACUUUGGAUCCUGCUUACCAAUUACAUGGCGAGGCUUUGCAGCACUGGACUAUUAGCAUACCUUCGAAUGGUGGACCACGUCAUGCUGGAAGGCUCGAAGAAGACCCUGCGGCUGUACACCUUGGACUUGGACCACCGCCGGGUGUCGGUGAAGCCGAAGCUCCGCGGCCAGAAGCGGAAGGUGCAGAACCGCUACAAGGUGAGGCAGAUGAGGGAGGCGGUGAAGUCUGAGUUGUGGACCUCAGACUUCAACUUGUUGGACACCUUGUCCAAACAUUCCGACUUUGUGGUCAUGCGCGAGCCGUACUCCAAGGAGUUCUUCGACCGCUUUGCAGUUGGCGUCCGCAACUACGAAGCUGGGGAAUGGCUAGUGGCUCGAGACCUCUUCCUUACGUGUCACUACUGCGAGGAGCUUUGCAUGAGCAGCGACUCUCAGCCUGUCCAGCCAGAAGACGGGCCAGUUCAGGCUUUGUUGGAAUUCAUGAAAAAGCCCAGGCGGACUUUGCACCCGGAUCUCUGGCGUUUUCGAGUGGCUGGGGACACAGGCCUCGAGGCCGCCGCGCUGAAGGUGUGGAGGACGGCUGGCGCCGUGAAAGCCUCCCGCAAGGCGGCCACGGAAUAUUUCGCGGCAGCUUUUUGCACUCGGGCGGCCAAGAAGCCGCUUCUGGGAGGAGGCGGGCGCAAGGUGAAUUUGCAGAGGCUCGGGCAGGGUGAUGCUGCUGAGGAGGCAGCCCUGCGGGUGAUACGCGUCCGCACCAGCUGUAUCAGUGCCGCACACCCACAAAAACUGCGUCGGCACGUUGAGCCAUGCGCGCCUUUCUGGGAGCGCACGUCGGUGCAAGCUCGAAUGUUGAAUCUGCCUGCCUCCGUGCAAGCCUUGGCGCGAGCAGCGCACGAGCACUUGUUGCAGAGCAAUGCCAUUUAUGCAGACGGUUGCCGUCGGCAUGCGCGGUAUUUGCGUGGCAAUAGGGGCAGCGGUAACCUUGGCCCUUGGGCAGUGCUUGAGCGCGGCAUCGAAAGCCUCAUCUGGCCAGUCUUGUAUCACACGGAGGAGCUGUGCGAGAGCAUGGAUGCUCUCCGCACACACCACGCAUCCGCCAAGAGAGCCUUUGUGUACAAGUGCUAUUCCGGAGUGCUGGAUUAUCAGCACGACCUGGUGCUUGUAGCCUUUCAAUAUGACCGUGCCAUGCUGAGCCGUUUCAUGGGUCGGUCUCGCGCAGCGCCCCAGCUACAACUUCGCUGGGCACUGGCAGACUUGCCCCAGCUGCCUCUCCACAUGGAACUCCACAGGCUGAAAACUGCCGAUGGCGGGGCGCUGGAAAGCUUGAGCAUGUUGCACUGGGUGGAGGAGCUUGUGCGUGGGUUCUUCAUCGGCACCACGGCCGAGCUCCGUGGGCUUGGCACUUGGACGGUGGAGGAGGUGAUCGCUUGGUCGCUGACCACGACGCUGUCUCCAGAAGUAGCAACGUGGCUUCGUGAGCAGGAAGUUACCGGAAAGGUACUCCGAAGCUUAGACGAGGCUGAGCUGGUUGCCAUGGGUUUAGAGCCCUUCGCCCGGCGACGGCAGCUGCUGCUGUGCCGCGAAGAAGUUCUUGCGGCGGAGGCGGCCAAAGAGGAGAAGGCCAGCGACACCAGGAGGACGCGGCCGGUGCCCGAGCGCAGGUGCGAUGAGAAAGUCUCGCAGGACAUGAGGCUCGGUCUGAAGAGCGACAAGGAAAUGAAGGCGAUUCAACAUUCAAUCGCCUCAUUUUUGCCAACUCCAGCUCGAUCCCCCACGAAGUUGAGCAAAGUUGAGAGCGAGCGCAAAGGCGAGGGCGAGCGCCCAUUCAGUUCUCACAGCCCGGCGCCGCAAGUCAACAUGACCAGCGUUGCACGCCUUGCAUGCCUUCCGGUACCCAGGAGCCUUCCAGCCACAGCUCGGCCAUUGUCGUGUCACACAUGCCAGCCGUCAGGCCUCGGUCUGAGAGCACUUGCGGUGGUGCAGGCCACUUCCCGGAGCGUGCCUGGAGAGAGGUCCGUCAGCUGGCCAGCCUUGGCCCAGGCGCAGUCAUUUGCACCUGCAAGGGCCAAUCUCGUGCAGCCCAGCCCCGCUCCUCUGAGCUGGGCCCCUCGCGUCAUAAGCUGGGUCCCAGCAGUGCCGACGCCGAGGUUGCACAGCUUGGGGGAGGCCUUGCAACUGAAGGGGCUUUUCAGUGCCGCUCAGGAUAGUUCUUCGGCUCGCGCCGCUCGCGCCGCUCGCGCCCUUCUUCACCAUCGCUAUCCUCAUUACCCGCGCUACGUGACGAGCUCGCGCCGAGUGAUAGGCUAUUCGGUGACUGUGCGGCCUCGGCCAGUUCAGAACAUCUGA
This is a messenger RNA of Effrenium voratum, 4938 nucleotides long. The record is from the annotation of a GenBank genome assembly. Lineage: Eukaryota; Dinophyceae; Suessiales; Symbiodiniaceae.